Messenger RNA from Moneuplotes crassus, 1374 nucleotides. NCBI's taxonomy places the organism in Eukaryota, Ciliophora, Spirotrichea, Euplotida, Euplotidae. The record is from the annotation of a GenBank genome assembly.
UUUUAGAAUAUGGGUUAUAAUUAAUGUCUGAUCUAGUGGGUUUCAAUGGGCAGUAUUGAUAUAAAGCACCACUUUUUCUUUGGAGGCCAAGAUUUUUCAAAUGCGCUAAGCAUUAACCAUGAAGGACUACUUUAUGAAGAAGAUGCCAUUUCUGUAAAAGAAUUCACAGUUAUUGAAAAGCAAGGGAGAAGACCUAAAAUGGAAGAUACUUACUUAAUUGUUGAUAGGUUUAGAAACAACCCUGAAGAAGGACUAUACUGUAUAUUUGACGGUCAUUCUUCAGACCAUAUUUCCAAAUACCUUGCCAAUAACUUCAGUACUAUUUUUGAAAUUUGCUUAAAUAAAACACAGGAGGUAAUUGAAAACAUAAAGAACCAAAAGGUGAAAUCAGAAAUAUACGAAAUAAAGCAAAGUAUCAAAGAAAAAAGGGAAGAUGAUAGACAUUAUUGGAGAAAGCGUUUCGGUCUUCAAGAUGAUUCAGAUAAUAUGGACGAUGAAGAAGAAUUAUCAGAAAGCAGUUCCAUUAGAUAUAACAAAGAGAUAAAAGAUAUAAUGGAACGGAUAUUUAUCAAAGAGGAUGAGAUAAUCAUAAACAGGUCUGACCUCAGAAAUAGCAAAAUGAGAAAUAAUAAAGAUGUUAAAAUGGAAGAUAUCAAGCGAGAGCUGAAAUUAUACAAGCACGAAGAUGAAGAAGAAAACAAUGAAGAAAGCACGCAGGAGGAGGAGGAAAAGAGUCAGGAUAUUCAUGAUUUGAUCGAUGUAACUGUUUGUGUAGAACAGAAGAUGGAUGUUAUCAUGACUCAAACCUUUGAAUAUAUCAAUUCAAAAAUCAUUAAUAAUCUCGGGAAAUCAUCUGGAAGUACUGCAGUAGUUAUUUAUAUUACCAAAGAAGAAGAUAAAAAAGUUCUUUACUGAGCCAACUGAGGGGACUCCAUGGCAUUUUUAGUAAACCAAACUUCUAUAGAAGAUUUAUGAGGAUUUCACCAUCAUACUAAUUUGGAGGAGAAGAAAAGGAUAAGAACCAAAAACAGGGAUCUUAAUACUAACAAGGAAUUUGAUAGAGUAGGGGAUACCAUAUCUGUCACUAGAGCUUUUGGAGAUAGAAAUUUCUCAAAAUUUGGAUUAAUAUGAACCCCUGACGUCAAAAGAAUCGAGUUAGCUAAAGAGCAUAAAUUCUGCAUAAUCACAUCUGACGGGAUCACCGACAAAGUAACAACAGAAGACAUCUACAAAAUCUCCCUUAAAAAUGAAGAAUCUCUCGAAAUCUGCACAAAAAUCACCAAUCUAGCCCACAGGAGAGGAACCACCGACAACACAACCUGCUGUGUUCUAAAACCUACUAUUUCAUCGUGCUAAUUUCUAGAACUCUCUUUC